This is a messenger RNA of Clunio marinus, 180 nucleotides long. NCBI's taxonomy places the organism in Eukaryota, Metazoa, Arthropoda, Insecta, Diptera, Chironomidae. The record is from the annotation of a GenBank genome assembly.
AUGAAAGAAAAAAUUUUAACAUCUGCAACAUUGAUUGAAGUUUUAGCAAUGAACGUAGAUAGACUUUAUAGAAAAAAGAGAGUGAAAAAAUUGAAUUUGAUUGAUCUUUUUGAUGUUUUCAUUGGCAAUCAUUAUAGUUAUGCUGCUGCCUUGAAUAACUCGCAAAACAAUUUGUGGUAG